AUGCUUGACAAGGGAUAUGUACAGAAGGCAAAUGUAAAGGAGUCGACAUUUUACAGUCUGGAUGGCAGGGAGAUUGUGGCAAUAGCAAGGCGCAAAGGAAAUCUUUUCAAAAUGAUGCUCAGGAGAGAAGAAGAGACAAGUUUGAUGGUUCAGUCGAUCAAAGUGUGGCAUGAAAGACUCGCCCAUCAAAACGUGAAGUAUGUGAAGGACAUACUGAAAAGAAAAGGUAUCAAGUAUGUUGAUGACUGGAAUAAUUAUGAGUGCACGGGGUGCUCAUAUGGAAAGCAACAUCGAUCCUCACACCCGAACAACCCCAAGACAGCCCAGCAAACAUUAGAUCUUGUGCAUGUUGACACCGGCGAGAUGAACAUCCGAUCUCUAGGAGGAUCAAAGUAUUGGCUCAUUUGGAAAGAUGAUUUCACCCACUACCGAACCUGUUACUUUAUGAAGACGAAAAGUGAAGCCAAAGCGAAGAUUGAAAGCUAUCUAAGACUUGUAGAAAAUCAACUGGGAAGAAGAGUGAAAAGUCUGAGAUCUGAUAACGGCACGGAAUUGAAAAAUGCAAAAACGAAAGAGCUGAUGGACAAGUUGGGAAUCUUUCAUACCUUUACGAAUGUAGAUACGCCAGAGCAAAAUGGGAGGGUCGAAAGAGAGAUGAGAACGAUUGUCGAGGCAGCCAGGGCAGAGAUACAAGCAGAUGGUUUGAAUGAGAGACUAUGGGCAGAGGCAAUGAACCACGCGAUCUUCACUAUCAACCAGACAGGAACCAGCAACGUACCAGGGAAAAGUCCGGCAGAACUGUGGUUUGGAAGAAAAAUGAAAAUUGAGAAACUGCGACCUUUUGGAUGUGAAUGUUAUGUGCUGACUCAAGCACAGAAGAGAGGCAAGAUAAAUAGAAAAUCAGAAAAGGGAAUUCUGGUUGGCUAUGACAUCGAUUCGCCCUGCUACAGGAUUUAUAUGAAAGAGAAGAGAGAAGUAGUCACUUCGGACAAUGUAAUCUUCGACGAGGAAAAGAUACGACAGAGGCAAGGUACUGAACUUGAGACAUCGAUAACAGAGGGCACACCUGAGAAGCAAGAAGAAAGCAGCAGUGAGUCAGACGAAGAAGAGGAAAACUGGACAACUGGAGAAAGUGCUGAGGAGACUAACAACAACAAAAAUGGUGAACUGUCCAGAAGGAGUGACACCGAUCACUUGUCAUUGGGUACUUCGACAGAAGGCAGACGGAAGAUACAAGGCCAGACUCGUAGCAAGAAACAUUCAGCCCAGUAG
Molecule: messenger RNA, 1272 nt
Organism: Arctia plantaginis
Lineage: Eukaryota; Metazoa; Arthropoda; Insecta; Lepidoptera; Erebidae
Source: the annotation of a GenBank genome assembly